CAAAAGUGAAAAAGUUGAUUAUUUAGGAAGUAAAAUAAUUUUUUUUUGUAAUUUUAAUAUAAUGUUAAAAACAAUAACAAAAUUGUAUAAACAAUAGAGUAAAAAUGCGAAAAUUUACUAUGCAAGUUAACACAGGUAGUAUUUGCGACUAUAAAGUCGAAAAAAGUCGCAGUUUACUGCAAUGCCUAUGCAACAAACUCCAAUAUGUCCAUGAUGCCCGUGCCAACUAAAAUACUAUUAACUGAACUGGACGCACAUCGUACAACUUUAACAUUACAACGUUCAGUAAAAAUUAUUAUUUAUUAAUGAUCCCUUGGAUGCGUGCCAGGUGGGCGGCACGCAAUAAACGAACCGCCGGUGAGGAUAAAACCGAUGCUGCACAGGCGACUUGCAGUCGAUCAACCGAUGGUUUACGUGCCACAAGUGCCAAUUCAAAUACAGCAGCAGGCGCUACAACAAGUGUAGCAUGCGAACAACAUAUAAAGCGUAGUGUCUCACCAGCGCGUCAUACGGCACCACCACAACGUCGUAACCGUAGUCUGGUGCCAACUUCACCUGCGCGGAGCAUAAAUCAACAGCAGGGAACGCGUGUCGGGCAAACUACGAUGCAGUCGCUGUCACAGUCACAACAGCUGCAGCUGCAACAUGCAACUCCUACACUUACGCCGCAGCCACGUCGUGUGUCAAAAAUAAGAGGCUCACGACGUUCAUCAGGCAUUUCGAGCUCAGACUCGGCUACACACGGCUCCAGCGACAACAUUGAACGUGAUGUGACCAAACAAAACAUCCGAGUGCGUGUCAUUUGCCCCAGCGCACGUGUGCUAAUUUUCCAAACAGACAUAAACAAACGCAUUGCCGAGCUGAAAAACGAGGUAAUGCUCGAAUUGUCCGAUGAUGCAAGCGCCUUACCGCUAUUCGCGACUGACGUGCGGCAGCUGGGACCACGUUAUCGCAUAAUGCGCGCUGAAUACCAAGGCACCGAACUGAAUGAAACCAUGACGCUGGCGCAAUUGAAAAUUGAAGACAAUGCAAUGUUGUUGCUGGUGCCGCGACGGCAACAUCUGCAACAAAUGACUGCAGUGACGCGCGAUUUGCAAGCGCCGCGUGAACUGGAAAUCAAUACGGCCACGCGUAAUGUAAUGCCGCAUACCGUGGACAUGCCGAUGGUGGACAUCAAUGAGAUAUUUCAGCAAUCCAAUCUGCAAUUCGACGUGCGUAAAGUGCUCAUCUCAUUGGCGCAAGCUUCUGCGGCCAUUAUAGGCGCCGGUCCAUAUGCCACACGGCUGAUAGCGAUGCUUAAGCAAAAGUUAAUCAACAAACGUAACUAUCAGAAUGAUACACUGCAGUGCCUUGUCGAUAUGGGUUUUAAAAAGGAGAAGGCCGAGUAUGCGCUUAAGGUUACGCAAGGUGUCUACUCAACUGCGCUGGAGUGGCUGAUACAACAUCAGAGCGAAGAGAGUUCGAUAGAGGAAGCGGCUAUGGGUCUGCAAAAGAGCCAAUCGCUGCUCUCACCCUCGGGCAUACUCACCAAUGAUAGCAUUGUUGAAAACACCGAAGCUUUACUGGAAAUAGUGCGCAUCUAUAGUCACCGUGAUAUGCCGCCGACGCCGGAAACUAUAAACUCACUGGUAGAGAUGGGUUUCGAAGAGACUGAAGUACUGAAAGCUUUAAAAAAAACUUGCAAUAAUAAAGCAGCGGCAUGUGAGUGGCUUUGUGGCAAUCGUACGGGCAGUUUGAUUGAGCUGCGCGAAGGCUUAUCACAAGAUUCACCCAUACUCAAAGCCAUACUCGAAAUGCCGCAAGUACAGAUGAACCUAAGUAAUCCCAAAAUACUAAUAGCCUUUCUGUCCAUACUCGAAAAUGAGAAUUCGAUACGCGUUUGGGGUGGCGACAAUGACACCACCUCCGUUAUUACACAUAUCCUGCAGAAAUAUCACGAAGAGAAGCAUGUUUUAGGCAUCAAUCAAUUCUAUAGUAAUCGUCAUUAGCAUAUACUAACAAUAACGGUGCGCCAAUUAGCUAACACUUACUGCGCAGUUGCGCAUGCGCACAACACACGCAAUGUUAAAACAAAUUGUAUGCGUUUCGAAAGCAUUCUUGCUUAUAUUUUGCUUCGUACUGACAAAAAGCAAAAUGAAUUUGCGUUUAGCUUAGUGAAAUAUCGUAUUUUUAAAACUAAAUUACUUAUAGUAAAAAAUAUCAAAUACCAAAGAAUAGCAAGCUGUUGUUGUAAUAGUCGAAGUAGUUACCGCAUAUGAGAACAUUUUGUAAUAGCUAACAGAAAAUAAAAAAAAAUAAAUAUAAAUAUGUACGCAA
This is a messenger RNA of Bactrocera neohumeralis, 2316 nucleotides long. It is a transcript of the gene Kpc2, whose product is annotated as ubiquitin-associated domain-containing protein 1. Bases 306 to 1988 code for a protein of 560 amino acids. The record is from RefSeq and is a predicted model, not a curated record. Gene Ontology annotation, molecular function: protein binding. The transcript has 7 exons. NCBI's taxonomy places the organism in Eukaryota, Metazoa, Arthropoda, Insecta, Diptera, Tephritidae.